CAGGAUCUCCCGUGUCCACACCCGCGGUGUUGUCUGACGGGUCCGAUAAAUAUUGUUCCCUGAUGGAUUGGAGGCUGAGGGCAGAUGGCAUGCUGCUGUCGCCUAACCAUUGGCGCAGUCAAUCUCCAACCCCUGCCGUUCCCGGUGCGCCUGCAGGCUGCAGCGAAAGACAGCCAUGGGGCCCAUGAUGAUUGCGAGCGGACCAAUCAUGCUGUUGCCUCGCACUAGAAAAGGUGAGGGCGCGAGAUUAUCUCGGAUUGUGCUGACAGGUGGUGCAAUAGAGUUCGUUGACCAUAGGGCAUGUAUAAGAAAGACUUCCAGGGAGCGCGUCCAGCAACGUGAAAAGAGCUGCCCAUUCACUCACACAUAUCCUUCACGGCGACACGGCUGUGCACGAUCACACGAUGUUAUCCCUGCCGAAGAUUGUUCUCCCGUUGCUGGCCAUUGCACACACAUGCACGGCCGGCUGGCAACAAACAUCCUAUGUUACUCUUCCCAGGGUCACAACAUUCCGGACAGUCAACGACGAAUCCAAAACCGUCACGGUCACGGCAGCCGUCACGGUCUCCCAGGUCGCCGUCGAAACCGUCGUUGGGAACCGCUACUUGGGUUAUAACGGAGCCGGGAAAUAUAUCACCAUCAACGUCACCACGACCAACAGCAUCCUCCCCCCUGGUUUCGCCGUCCCCACCAACGCGCUUCCAACCCCCUCCACCACAGGCACACCCUUCAUCCAGACGCGGUACUUCGUGCCGCUGACGGUGUCCAACCCAACCUUCUGCAGCAACACCCAGUUCCGGUACACGGAAUCCGCCCGCGUCAGCGUGCCCGCCGAGCUGCGGUCGCAAGCCACCAACACGGACUUGGCCACGCUGGUGACCACCUACGCCUACACCAGCACCGACGGCAGCGGCAAGGCCGUCACGACGUCGCUCUGCGACGUGUUCCUCCACGCCAGCGUCGUGGGGGAGCCCAACGGCGUGGAACCGACCAUGACCGCCGUCGUCGAGGGUGGGGGUUACCUCUACGACUGCGAGGAUCCGCGACGCCGCGUGUGCACCGGGUCCGGGCAGAACCAGGACGCGACGGGCUCUGGCGGGUGUGACGGCGUGUACCCGCCCACGGCUGUUAGGCACGAGGCUGCUCCCACUAGUACUGGUAGUAGCGUUGCCUCCUCGGGCGAGGGGGCGCCGAAGCCGAGUGGAGCUGGGAGCUGGAGGGAUCUGAGAGAGCGGUGGGGAUUGGUGCUGCCCGGUGUGAUUAUUCUGCUUUCGCUCUCGGCUAGGUGUUGACACUGUUGAGGAAUAGGAUGGUUAUCUAUGCUGUUGUCGGUGUUCCGGGUUAAGUAAUAAUGAGGGAAACGGUAUAGAUGAUAGAUUAUGUAUACUAGCACCAGUCAUCCUUCAUGAAUAUAUUGUACGUAUACAAUGC
Molecule: messenger RNA, 1431 nt
Organism: Chaetomium strumarium
Lineage: Eukaryota; Fungi; Ascomycota; Sordariomycetes; Sordariales; Chaetomiaceae
Exons: 1
Coding region: 405-1292 (295 amino acids)
Source: RefSeq, a predicted model, not a curated record